AUGGUCAAAGCAGUUAUACUUGGUGCAUCAGGUGGAAUCGGACAGCCUCUUUCGCUUCUUCUCAAACUAAAUGAAACCGUUACAGAAUUAGCUCUUUAUGAUAUUGUUAAUACUCCCGGAGUGGCUGCAGACUUGAGCCAUGUCAAUACCCCUGCCAAGGUCACUGGUUAUUUACCUCCAGAAGGUUUAAAACAUGCUCUGACGGGUGCUCACUUGAUUAUCAUCCCGGCUGGUGUCCCUCGUAAGCCUGAAAUGACGAGAGACGACUUAUUUAAGAUAAACGCAGGAAUUGUUCGUGACCUAGCCGAAGGCAUCGCUCAACAUGCUCCUAAUGCUUUUGUUCUUGUUAUUUCAAAUCCCGUAAAUUCCACCGUUCCAAUUGUCGCUGAAGUUUUAAAAAAACACAGAGUCUUUGACCCAAGGAGAAUCUUUGGUGUAACAACUCUCGAUGUAGUCCGUGCAUCUACGUUCUCUAGUGAAAUCACUGGUUCUGAUGUUCGUGAAACUCGGGUGCCAGUCGUUGGUGGACAUAGCGGCGUAACUAUUAUUCCCCUUUUAUCUCAAAUUAAACCGUCUCACCAUUUUACCCAGGAGCAGGUUGAAGCAUUGACACAUCGCAUUCAAUAUGGUGGUGACGAAGUCGUCAAGGCAAAAGCAAGUCUUGGAUCUGCUACUCUUUCAAUGGCUCAUGCCGGUGCCCGAUUCGCCUCUCAUAUAUUGGAUGCUACUGUUAAAGGGAUUGCUGGAAUUGUUGAACCUUCUUAUGUUCAUCUUGAUGCUGACGCAGGAGGUGCACACAUCAAAAAUGCUAUUGGUGGCUUAGAAUUCUUUUCUUCUAAUGUCGAGCUGGGACCCAACGGGGUAUGCAAAAUUCAUCCGCUUGGAGAACUCUCUGAGUAUGAGAAAAAGUUGUUGGAGGCCGCCAUUCCAGAACUUAAGGCAAACAUUAAUAAAGGAGUCUCGUUCAUUUCUCCCAAGUU
Molecule: messenger RNA, 980 nt
Organism: Acaulospora morrowiae
Lineage: Eukaryota; Fungi; Glomeromycota; Glomeromycetes; Diversisporales; Acaulosporaceae
Source: the annotation of a GenBank genome assembly